CUGGAGAAAACCAAAGGCUCACCUCGUCCCGGCAAAUAAACCAUCUCCGUCUUCAUCCUCUCCACCGCCAGUAUCGGUUUGAUAUAGAUCUGUCCUUCCACGCGGUUGAGAGAAGUUCUAGCAUGAAAUCGGCCGACAGAACUAAUUUAUCAGGUAAGCGGAAGCUAGAUCCAAAAUAUGAGUCAGAGACCAAAUGGACCCUGAAGAAACACAAGGAAAGAUCCGAGGAGAAGGAGACAACGCAAGGAUUUGCUGAUAAUCUCCUCCAGGAGGUCAAAGGAAGGGUUGAGUUGGUUGAGACAAAGUCUGAUGCUAAUUUAAUUCUAGUCAAGGGGACAGUGCAAGGACUUGAUGAAACUCCCCAUUUUGUUGAGGGGGUUGACGUAAGAAAAAAGACGCUCAUUGUUGACAACCUCUCUUCUCAAGCCGGAAUAUCAGACAUCAUUGAUUUCUUCGAAGAUGUUGGAAAAGUUGUUCAAGUUACAAGAGUUGUAGACCACAUGGGCUUCGAUCUUGGCUCUGGCUCUGUUGAGUUUGCUUCUGCCAACGAAGCAAAGAAGGCGCAGGAAAAGAAGAAUGGUGACUAUUUGUGUGGUGAGAAAAUUACUCUGGGCUUGGCUAAGGUAACCCCAUACCCUCAUACUCCAAGGUAGAUUGAUUUUUCAUGUUUUGGAGAUUUGUUUCUAUAACUUAUUGCUGGAGUUUUGAUGCCACUGCGGAUCAUUAAUGCAUCUGUUUUUGUUAAUCAGGUUUUGCUUGGAACACAAGGUUUGGUACGAAGACUACAUUCGACGAGAAAGCUUUCCGAUAGGGGAAGAGGAGAUACCUCCCCAUUUUUUUAAGGUACCUACUCUUAGUAUUAUCCUCAUCAUCUUCAGUAUAUGUCUGGCUCAGAAGAGACACUUAGCUUUUAAUAUCCGAACUGUUGUUGCAAAGUU
Messenger RNA from Cuscuta campestris, 938 nucleotides. The record is from the annotation of a GenBank genome assembly. NCBI's taxonomy places the organism in Eukaryota, Viridiplantae, Streptophyta, Magnoliopsida, Solanales, Convolvulaceae.